This is a messenger RNA of Hevea brasiliensis (rubber tree), 3482 nucleotides long. Its product is annotated as putative disease resistance protein RGA3. Gene Ontology annotation, molecular function: ADP binding. NCBI's taxonomy places the organism in Eukaryota, Viridiplantae, Streptophyta, Magnoliopsida, Malpighiales, Euphorbiaceae. Gene Ontology annotation, biological process: defense response to other organism. The record is from RefSeq and is a predicted model, not a curated record. Bases 394 to 3090 code for a protein of 898 amino acids. The transcript has 4 exons.
CAUUGAUUAGUAUGAUUUGUAAUAUUAAUUGCAAAACUUAAUGGAUAUAGAUUAGAAUACCGCUUAUGUUUAUUAUGGAAUAAAGCUCCCUUAGUAUUCUUAUCCUUCACCCCACUCAACUAGCAAAGAAAAGAAAAGAAAAUGCGUUCCUUCAACCAAGUAUCCAACCCACCAAAAGGAAAAACACAAGGAAAAGAAAAGAAACAAAGAAUGUAUAUAACAUAUCUUAAAUGUUGAAUUUUCAUAGACGGCUAACUGAAUCAUGCUUGACAUGUCUCUCUAGGAAGUUGCUUCAAUAAGAGGCAAAGGGAGAGGGGAUAUCCUUGCAUAUUUUCUUUGCUCGAAAACAUAAGGAAAAGAAAAGAAACAAAAAAUGUGUAUAGCAUAUCUUAAAUGUUGAAUUUUCAUAGAUGUCUAACUGAAUCAUGCUUGACAUGUCUCUCUGUCAUUAUCCUCCUACAGAUGGCUGAACAAAUCCCAUUCAGCAUUGCAGAAAGCUUACUAACAAAGUUGGCCUCAUUUGUUUCUCAAGAAAUUAGUUUGGUGUAUGGAUUCACAAAAGAUCUUAGGAGGCUUGAAAGUACUCUCUCCUCUAUCAAUGCUAUACUUCUAGACGCUGAGAAGAAGCAGGAGGAGAGCCAUGCAGUGAAGGUCUGGAUAAAGAGACUUAGAGAGGUUGUGUAUGAUGCAGAUGACCUGCUGGAUGACGUAGCAACUGAAGGUUUGCGAAGAAAGGUUGAAAUUCAGGGAAGAAUGGUAAGGAAGGUAUGCGACUUCUUUUCUUCAUCAAAUCAAAUUGCAUUUCGUUUUAAGAUGGGUCAUAGAAUUAAAGACAUUAGAGAGAGGAUAGAUGAAGUUGCCAAAGAAAUGUCUAGCCUUGGGUUUAUAAGUAGGAAGGAACUUGAAGUAGAUAUGCCAGUUAAGAAUAGCUGGAGGGAGACAGACUCCUUUGUAGAGGGAUCUGAAAUGAUAGGAAGAGAUGGAGAUAAGGAAAAAAUCAUAGAGUCAUUGUUGUGUCUUGAAAAUGAAGAGAGUGUUUCUGUAGUUGCAAUUGUUGGUUUUGGUGGCUUGGGAAAGACUGCCCUUGCCCAAUUGGUGUUCAAUGAUAACAAUGUCAUAAAGCAUUUUGAUCCAAAGAUGUGGGUAUGUGUUUCUGAAGAGUUUGAUGUGAAAAUUCUAGUUAAAAAUAUUCUUAAAAGUGUAGGCAAAAAAGAUCUGGAUGAUUUAGGUUUGGACCAGUUGCAAAGUAACCUAAGGGAAAAGAUAGAAGGGAAGAGAUACUUACUAGUGUUAGAUGAUGUGUGGAAUGAAAAUAUAGACAAGUGGAAUAAUUUGAAAAAAUAUUUGUCAAUUGGUGCUAGAGGAAGUAAGAUUCUAGUAACUACUCGUAGCAAGAGAGUUGCUUUAGCUAUGGGUGCUGAUUUCUCUCAUGAUCUAGCGGUUCUAACAGAAGGCCAAUCUUUGUUUUUGUUUAAGAAGUUAGCAUUUAAAGAGGGGCAGGAAAUAUCAAACUCAAAACUCAAAAUUGGAGAAGAAAUUGUAAGAAAGUGUAAAGGAGUUCCACUAGCAAUAAAGACUUUAGGGAGCAUGAUGCGAUCAAUAAGCAGUGAAAGUGAAUGGCUAUCUGUCCUAAAAAAUGAUGUAUGGAAGUUGCUUGAGGGUAAAAGUGAUAUUGGUCCAGUGUUGAAAUUGAGUUAUGAUCACUUACCAAAUUAUUUAAGGCAAUGUUUUGCAUAUUGUGCUAUGUUCCCUAAAGAUUAUAAUUUUGGUAAGGAGAUGCUAAUUGAGUUAUGGAUGGCACAAGGCUAUGUUCAUUCCUGGAGUCAAAGUGGAAAUAAAAGUUUAGAGGAGAUUGGUGAUGAAUACUUUAAAGAAUUAUUAUUUAGGUCAUUUUUUCAAAAGGAAGGGUAUAAUUAUAAAAUGCAUGAUCUGAUCCAUGACCUUGCACAGUCAAUUGCAGGGAAUAGAUGCAUUGUAGCAAAUGAUAAUUCUAAAGACGUUGCUGAUGAAAUUCAACAUAUGUAUUUUGAGGCAUUACCUUCUGAGGAAUACUUGAGAAAACUUGAAGGGAAGGGUUUGAGGUCACUGAAUUUUUCUGAUGGGUUAGGCAUAAGUUCAGAUGGUAUUAUUUCAAAUUUUAAGAGCUUACGUGCAUUUUGUAUAAGAAGGUGGGAUAUCAUUGAAUUGACAGAUUCAAUUGGGAAGUUGAAGCACUUGAGGUAUCUUCAAAUGUCAGCAGUUUAUAAAAUUAAAUCACUUCCAAACUCUAUUUGUAGUUUGUAUAAUUUGCAAACUCUAAUUCUCAUGGAUUGUUGGGCACUGAAAGAAUUACCGAGAGACUUGAGAAAGUUGGUUUGUCUUAGACACCUCGAUAUUGCAUACUGUGACAGUCUAGAAUGCAUUGUUCCCAUUCCAAAAUAUUCUUCCUCUUUUUCAUCUGCAUCAACAACAACAUUCUUCCCAUCCCUAAAGUUUCUUGACCUCUUGAACUGCCCUAAUCUGAAGGGAUGGUGGAGAACGUGGAAGGACGCUGAGCCAUUGCCUCAAUUUGCUUGUCUUUCUCAAUUAAUCAUUGUGGAUUGCCCUAACCUGACUUUGAUGCCAACAUUUCCAUCUCUGGAAAAGGAGCUGUGGCUAUGCAAUGCCAACAUAAGACCAUUGGAUCAGACAUUGAACGUGAAGAUGAUGGGGGCAACGGCUUCCGCAUUACCAUCAACGUCUUCUUCUCCUUCUUCUUCAGUUGCUGCUCCACUUUCCAAAUUAAAGUCUUUGGUUUUAGAGGGGAUUGAGAAUGUAGCAUCUCUACCUGGAGAGUGGAUGAGGAACCUCACAUCAAUUGAAUAUCUACAGAUCUCUAGAUGCCCCAAUUUGACAUCCCUACCAAAAGAAAUGUGUCACAUCACCACUUUACAAGAGUUAAAUAUUGAUCAUUGCCCCCAUUUAUCUGAAAGAUGCGGACACCAUGAGGCUGCAGAUUGGUCCAACAUUGCUCACAUCCCAAAUAUCGUGAUUGAUGGGCGUGAUAUUCAAAAGGAGGGCUGCUAUUUAUUGGAAGAGGAAGGAUCCUCUUCUUCCACAGAGCAAGAAUAAAAAACAAAGGAUCAUUCAGCUGUCUAUCAUGUUCGGUAUAUACCUCUCUCCACAUUGUAUUUCAAUUGUUUCAUGAUUCUUCAAACUCUGACUUCUGUAUGGUGGCUUAUUGUGUGUUAUGGAAAGCUAAAUGGACAAGUUUACUUGUGUCAGCUUAUAUUUAUAUAGGUUCUUGUCUCUAAAGGCCAUUCUUCACUAUCUUUUGGGGCUCUUCUUAUCUGGGGAAUUCUUAUUUGUAUGCUUCUGUAAAUGCUUCGGGUUGAUAUGGCAGCUCCUGUGAUUCCACAGGUUAAUUGUAUACUUCCCUCCCCUUUUUUUUCUUUUUUCAAUUAGCAACCUCUAUUAGCAUCCACUUCUCUGUGGGCACAAAGCAAGUGUGCAGUUUACAUCAA